Molecule: messenger RNA, 1812 nt
Organism: Eimeria acervulina
Lineage: Eukaryota; Apicomplexa; Conoidasida; Eucoccidiorida; Eimeriidae
Exons: 16
Coding region: 1-1812 (603 amino acids)
Source: RefSeq, a predicted model, not a curated record
AUGUCAAGACUUCUUCGAGGAGUCGUGGCGGCACUACUUGGGUUUGGGCUCCUGCGGUCUCGCGCAGAACCCGAGGCCCCCUACCCCCAAACCCCUGAAGUUUCCGACACCAGCGAUGCGUCCAGUGUCCCCAGUGACCCACAAGUUGAAUUCAGUCUUUCGUACCCGACACUGUCCUCCAAGGAGGCCAUUGUGCUCCCCGAAGAUCGUGCUGCUCAAGAUGAGGCCAAAGAGCCGAGCACCGUUUUGAGGCUGCCCCCACGUGUUACGUUAUCGCACGUCUACAAAGUGCAUGUUGUUUCGGACUGCGUCGUGGGCCGCUGUUAUUUUCGGCCGGCACGGCUCGCUGCGGAACUGGGUGCCGUUUGUUUCAUGCAACCAGCAGCAAUUCAACAGCAUCGUGGAACAGAGCCCGUGCGACUGUUGAGGUCGCACAAACAAGCUAAGCUAACCAGCUUGUUUGAGAGCAGCCAAAAGGACCAAGUUUUUGUUUCCUUUAGCGACAGCCUUCCGCUGGACGCACAAACCAUUGACCUUAGACAAGCAGGGGUUCACGGGGAGGAAUACCGAAGGGCAUUGGAACAAGCGCCUCAAAAUGUAUUCGGCCUUUGCAGAAGACCGCGCAGUAACAUGUUGCGGACCCUGGCCGACAAGGGGUUCGUGCUGUGCACUGUUGUACUGAGAAAGGACCAACACUUCGUUGAUCGAUGCAGGGAUCUUCCCGUUAAUGACAUCCACACCAUGCAGGCAGUGGAGAAAAUCCAUAGACGUCUGAACGAUCCUACUUUGCCCACUCUUUCUGCUGUGCAGAGGGAUCUGGACCGAACUGUGCCUCCUAUCACCCUCGAAGAGGCCGCUGCCGAUGCCUGUGUUGCCCACAUCUCCCGAGAGCUCCAGGCGAUAGAGGAUCUGCAUGCUUUGGACCUGUGGCGGAGAGCUGAAAUGGACAAGGCGAUCACUUCGGAGAUGGUCCUGAGGUCGAUGGUUAAGUUCGCACACUUUACGGUUAGGGAAAUCGCACCGGAGACCUCUCCCGAAUAUCGGCUUUCGUUACUGAAGCUAUCAAACAAGUGGACUAGGACAACGGAACUUGUGCGCAAGUUCAAUGAGGCCGUCGCCUCCUGUCCCAGCCCAACAGUCCGGCCUAUAUAUUUGCCACAGUAUGAAAGCAAAAUGCUUGUCUUUCCUGACGAGUCGCUAAUAGACCUUCCGUUUCAACUGUCCAGGAUUCUGAGCAUUAGUGCUCCUCCUAUUCAUAGGCUGUUGAUUGGAGGUGCAUACCUGCUGUCACUUACUUUGAAUAAUCGCGGUCUCGUUGAGGGGAUCGGUAGACAGGAAAUAUCUGACUUGAGCCAAUUAAGAAAAUAUGUGGGAAAAGUUGCACAGGCGGCGGAUCGUAUUUUGGACAUUGCAAUGGACCCCGAAGUUCAGUGGGGGCUUGUCCGCACCCUUAUGGUUGUUCCUUUUUGGCUGUUUGUAUUUGGACGGCACUGCGGGCCGGCUGAGAAGCACGAAGCUUUCGAAUUAGGCUACGGGCUGUGUCCCUUCCACUUGCUGAAUUUUUUCAUUAAGGAUGCGGCUGCGACAUCAAAGAAGCAACCAGGGCUGCAAAAUUGGGCUAGACGGUCUAUUAGCAACUUGGUUAAGCGUGUUAAAUCGGGGACACUUCAAGACAAGGCUAAGGAGCAUGCCAAUGUGUUUCUUGAACACCUGCUAGAUGAGUCGCUCUGCGUGCUAGGUUCCAUCAACCACCCCGUAACAAUGCAAGGGGUACUGAAGCAAAUACCGCCCACGUCUUUGUGCACAACUUAA